Messenger RNA from Lycium ferocissimum, 2466 nucleotides. Its product is annotated as DELLA protein RGL1-like. NCBI's taxonomy places the organism in Eukaryota, Viridiplantae, Streptophyta, Magnoliopsida, Solanales, Solanaceae. Gene Ontology annotation, cellular component: nucleus. The record is from RefSeq and is a predicted model, not a curated record. Gene Ontology annotation, molecular function: DNA-binding transcription factor activity; sequence-specific DNA binding. The coding region runs from base 40 to 1866 and encodes 608 amino acids. The transcript has 2 exons. Gene Ontology annotation, biological process: regulation of DNA-templated transcription.
CAAAAACUUCACUUUCAACCUUGUUUGAGCUCAUACUGAAUGAAUUCCCUUGAUAUAUAUUCCAGCAGUAAAACACAGGAUAGUGAAAGCCUAACAUCACCAAGACUACAUUUGGUUAGCACUUUAACUAGUCCUGGAGUUGGGAUCAUGGAUCAAAUCUCAAUCCCUGCCAUCGAUUUCAGUGGUGGUCACAAUCAUCUUCAAGGGUGUCGGAGAAACGAAUUAAUCAACAAUGGCGUCGUCGAUCCUUGGUUUGAAUUGGAUAGUGAGGAUCUUGAUUCUCUUUACUCUGAAUUUGACCUUAAAUAUCAAGAGAAUCAUACAUCAGACAAACAAGUUCAGUUAUUGGAAGAUCACCAAGAAAACAUCUCAGAUCAUUGGACACAAAGUGAUGAUUCUCAUCCUAUCCAAAUUCAAACGACCCCUGAAGCAUCUAAUAGGAUUCAGCCUCAGGUGCCAAGGCUUAACAAUAUCCAUCGAGAGAUAAUAAAUCCCAUUUCUUUAGCAUCUUUGGAGCUCUGGAACAAUUGUGGGAGAUUGUUCAAGAAGGAAAACUUGAGCAACGUACUAAGCAACGAGGAUCGUGUAAGUAACAUCCCUAAGUUGUCAACUGAAGAAAUCUUGCGAGUUGCUGGAGAAAGAUAUAUCCAGUACUCCACCCAAAGAGUAGAUGGUCUUUCUAUGUUUAUACAUCCUUAUGCUUCAUCACUUUCGGGCCUUUCCAUAGAGCAAACGAAGGACAUGGAACUUGUUCACCUCCUUCUAGCUGCUGCAGAAGAAGUGGAUCAGCAGCAAUUUCAUUUGGCUAGCCAAUCUAUUGCACACUGCCAGUGGAAGGCAUCUGCUACAGGUAAUCCGAUCCAGAGACUAUGUUUCUACUUUGGUGAAGCUUUACAAGAAAGGAUUGAUCGAGAAGUAGGAAGGUCCCCAAGUUUUGAAAGAAAAUUAAGGUUUUUAAGCACUCUGGCAUUAGGUACCACAGCGGAAGCCUUAACCUGCCACCAAGAAAUUCCCUUUGGUCAAGUGAUGCAAUUCGCAGGAGUUCAAGCAAUAAUUGAAAAUGUUAGAGGUGCAACUAAGAUCCAUUUGGUUGACUUUAAUAUUAGAACUGGAAUUCAGUGUACGGGCUUGAUGCAAGCUCUUGCAGAACAACAACGUGACUGUCCAAUUCAGCUUCUGAAGAUAACAGCCAUUGGACACCAAGAAAAAGAGAAAAUCGAAGAAACGGGCAAGAGAUUACAAAGUUUUGCCAAUUCCUUGAAUCUGCCCUUUUCAUUUGAUAUAGUCUUUAUGUCUGACAUGAAAGAUCUCAGGGUAGAAUCAGUCAAUGUUAAAGCAGAUGAAACUGUGGCUGUCUAUUGUUACACUGUACUAAAGACAAUGAUUUGCAGGCAAGAUUAUUUGGACAAUACGAUACGAGUAAUCAGAGGACUAAAACCAUCUGUGGUUGUUGUUUGUGAGGUUGAAGCAAACCAUAAUUCACCUUCAUUUUUGAACCGUUUUGUGGAGGCACUUUUCUUUUAUAGUGUGCUUUUUGAUUGCUUUGAGGACUGCAUGGAUAGAGACAAUUUGGUCAGAAAGAGGAUUGAAGAAUUUCAUAUUGGUGAAGGUAUCCGAAAUAUGAUUGCAGCUGACGAUGCGGAAAGGUUCACACGGAAUGUGAAGCUUGAUGUAUGGAGAGCAUACUUUGCAAGGUUUGGAAUGGUGGAAAUGGAGCUCAGUGAGUCAUCUUGGUAUCAAGCAAAUCUGAUUCUCAAGCAAUUUACCAAUGGAAGUUCCUGCAAUGUUCAAAAUGAUGGGAAGGCCCUCCUUGUUGGAUGGAAGGGAACACCCAUUGAAUCUGUUUCUAUUUGGAAGUUCUUGUAAAGACACUGAAAGGGCAGCUUUAAGGACAAUUCCAUGUUAAGGAAAUAGGUAUGAUACUUUUUUUUUUUUUGAUAACCAUGCUGUCCAAGCCAGCUUGCGCGGACCUCGACUAAAUUCCACGGGAUACCUGCCACCUCCUACCAGCAACAACUACCAGGUAACUCUGUCCACUAAGGCUACGACAAAUGGGAAGAAAUUAACUAGUGUUUUUGUCUCUGCUGGGAUGGAAAUUAGUAGGAUACUUUACUUGUUCUAUUUUUUAUAUACCCUUAGAGUUACUGUAGCUAGGCGAAAGGUGCAAGCAGCACACAUCGAGGAUAAAAUGAGAGAAGAUCACUUGAAAUGGCUAGAGUCGGACUCCAGAUGCAUCUAUCUGCAGGUUUGCGAUCAUGGCGAGUAAAGGUGUUAAAAAUGGGGCGAGGUAGACCCCAGAAAAUUACAUGGAAGGAAAUAGUCUCAAAACACCUACAAUCUCUUGGAAUCCAUGUAGACCUAGCGAAAAUAGGACACAGCGGAAGAAAAAGAUCAACAUAGGAGAUACCAAUUAAUAGGGAAUAAUGCUUGUCAUGUUAUUACAUAUUCACAUUUAUUAAAGGUCCU